Oncorhynchus keta (chum salmon) is the source of this 2944-nucleotide messenger RNA. Its product is annotated as raftlin-2-like. The transcript has 8 exons. The record is from RefSeq and is a predicted model, not a curated record. Bases 517 to 1818 code for a protein of 433 amino acids. NCBI's taxonomy places the organism in Eukaryota, Metazoa, Chordata, Actinopteri, Salmoniformes, Salmonidae.
CAAAUCACCUCCUCGCCUUCGCCCUCCUGCGAGCAGCCACGCUUUGCCUUUCAUGAAUCACUCACACAUGUAUUAUUCGGCAUUACUAAAAUCACUCUCGUUUUUAAGUGGAUGAUACGAAUAAUAUAAUUUGAUAGCGAAAAGAAAACUAAAAGUGGAUUUGUUGCCAAUAAGUCGACGUAAGCAACAAAGUAGCCGCUCGCGCUCAGUGGUGGAGUUCUCAAUUAUUGUAACUUUUUAUGUUUUUUUUUCUCCAAAGAACGAGAGCUUCACGCUUUUAGGCGCACGGUGCGUUGAAAAAUAACUAUUUACAGAAAAAUAUAAAAUUGCAUAUUUUUUAUUGUGGUUGGUUGCCGAUGACAGUGAUUAUCCGGGGGCAACGUCAAACGGCUUUAUAGCGUCAACCCACCCUGGAUGGAGCAAUCCGGUUAACUUUAUAGCAAUAGCAAAGCUCUGUUUGUAGGCUAACUGUCAUCGUGCCCGGUUAGUGUGAGCUGGAUAUCCCGCCACGGCACUAUGGGCUGCGGGUUGAGGAAACUGGAAGACCCAGAGGACAGUAGCCCCGGGAAGAUAUACUCCACUCUGAAGAGACCGCAAGUGGAGACCAUAACAGACACCGUUUACGAGUAUGUGCUACUGGACUUCAGUUUGGAAGGUAGUCGCCCCACUGUGCAGUAUAUGUCCUCUCUGUGUGAGCUGCCACAGGCCCUGCAGCCCUACUACAUCCAGGGCUAUGUCCUCACCACCCUGCAUCCCAUUAUCCUCUCUGUUGGACGCACACGCUCCCUGCCCUUCAGCCUGCUCUACCGAGCCAUCCUCACCCGCCCACGACCCAGCAAGCAGGCGGUGUCCAUGUGUCACAGUGUUCCGGUGUUGAGGGUGGAGGAGUGGCCUAUCACAGGACAGUCUCUGACGGGUGACAAUGUUAGAGCACUGAUUGACAGGGUGAACAGUCGUGCCCAGGGGGGCGUGAGGUUUGUGGGCUCAGUGCUCCAGCCGGCUGGAGGAGGGGCCAGUAACGAUAGGAUGCCUAGCCCUAGGAGGGGCUGCCGAUCACUCCCACGCACUCCUCCAUGUACCCCUCCUGGUGAUGGAGACACAGACCUGGAGGAGCACAGCCCUACCAACAGCCCUGACCUGAGGUUGCUGGUGUUUUUCCACUCGUGGGCACCAGGCUGUGCUCCUCUGGACGCUCUGGGCUGCCAGUACCACCAGGGGGCGUUGUCCAUGCGCGUGUCCAGGAAGGGACCAAUGGUCAGCUCGCUGGAGGCAGAUUGGCUGGAGCUGACUGCAGCCUACUACUGCAAAGGCUGGUCAUUGGUGGACUCGUUUGUGUACUGGGACACACCCAAAGGUGAGCCUGUGCCCAGGUCACUAGAGGGGCUGUUUGUCUAUGAGGAGAGAAGCACUGCCCCUCCUGCCAAUGACACUAUCGUAGUGGAGCAGUGGAUCGUCAUCGAGGGUUCUGAUGUGAAGACAGAUUACGGGCCACUCCUUCACACACUGGCUGAGUUCGGCUGGCUGCUCACCUGUGUCCUGCCCACACAUAUCAUCCGCCAUGACAGUGAUGGUAACCUGGCAACCAAGCAUGUGGUGUUCCUACAGAGACCAAUCAAGACCUCUUCAAUACCACAGAGGAACCAUGCCAGGUCCAUUCAGAGCGACGUGUCCACUGGCUCUGUGAGUCGAGGUGUGGGCAGCCCCCUAACACCCCCCAAUGUGGAGUUGUCCCCCACCGCUGGGGGUAUCGGGGGGUUCCCCGUCUUCGGAGGGGGAUACCAGCACCCUGUCCCACCUAGAGGGGGGCUUCGAGCAUGACGGGGUGGCAGAGUUGACCUGCAUGUGACCCCUGCUAUCCCUCUAAUCGCUUCCCUAACCAAGAAGACUAGAAAAGCAAAACUUGGCACGGUUUUUUAAAAUUAUGAAGUGUUAUUUUUAUACAUUUUGUUGGGAAAAGCAAGCUGUCGAGACACCUUUGUUCGUACCCUCACACAUAUGCACUUAACAGUCCAGAUUCACACAUCACAUCUCAUUGUUCACACAGCACCUUUUUCAUAUGAUGAGAAAGAACACACACAUUCACACAACUGUGACCAGCAGAAAGCACAGGACAUCUCCACAAUGACCGAGGGAACCAGGAAGAAGCUUCCAUGCAGACACACAGACCACUGGAUUGAUCUCUAACCAACUACACAGCUGGUUGUUGGAACGUGUCCCCACGUUUUGGGACCCCCCCCCCCCCAGAACUGCCAACACCUCCGUUCAAUACAACUUUAAUCUCAUCCUCUGGACGUGUAACAUCACACCUACUCUGGCACAUGGUGACACAGGCUAGAAGCACAGCUACAUUGGGUUGAAUACAUUGUAGUGCAGCUGACUAGGUAUUCCCUUUCCUGCUCCUCUCCCCUGUUGUCUCAAACACACCCAGCUGGAAGGAAACGUACCAGGUGGACAAAUACACUCUCACUGUGUGUUGGUGCUACUGUCCAGGGCCUUGCAGCAUUCAGCAAUAUUAUUCAGACAUCUUCCUGUGAUAGUUGUCAAACUAGGGCUGUUUUAGUUCAGGCCUGGAGAAGAUUAUUUGUACAGUAAUUGCAUGGGUGAGUUUUAUUUCCACAUACCAGACUGCUAAGCCACAGUGUUGCCUGGGAAUUAAUUGAUAACAUACUGAACCUUCUCCAGAUAUGUACAUUGUCUGAUUGUUCACGAUGUCAUCAUUAGUGUGCAUUUUUAUUCAUUGGCAUCAGAUCAGAUUCUAUUCCUGCACCUAUUGUCAUUCGAAAUAGCUGGUAGUUAUUAUUUCAUGGUACUGGUUAUCAGGCCUCAAUUGUUUUCAUUCUGCCCAGUGAUAAUUCCUUUCCUCAGUUCUUCAGACAAAGGCCCUAUUGUGUUACUAAGGGAGAUGACAUUUGUUUAAUACUAUUAAAGUAUUUGUAUAAGAGAA